Molecule: messenger RNA, 2095 nt
Organism: Agrilus planipennis (emerald ash borer)
Lineage: Eukaryota; Metazoa; Arthropoda; Insecta; Coleoptera; Buprestidae
Product: inositol 2-dehydrogenase-like
Exons: 9
Coding region: 84-1997 (637 amino acids)
Biological process (GO): NADPH regeneration
Cellular component (GO): cytoplasm
Molecular function (GO): nucleotide binding; oxidoreductase activity
Source: RefSeq, a predicted model, not a curated record
AUUUUAAUAAAAACAUGUCAAAAAAAAAAUGUAACGUCUCCACUCUUAAUAAAAAAUUAGAAUAAGAUACUGCCAACAGCACCAUGGAAUUUUUAAGAUCGCUGAUGUUUUCCAGACAAAAUGACACGCAGGAAAGUGAGAAUCAAGUGCAACAUUCGGAAGAUGACGAAACGAUGUUUGUUCGGAGGUACAGGGCAAAAUUGGCUACUUUAUUAAAGGAGGAACAACUAACGGAAUAUGAUCUGAGUAAUUCUGGAAAAACCAACGUCUCAAUUAACACUUCUUCUACCUCGCUUUGCAAUAAUCUUCAGGAAGAAACGCAGCAACAGAUCGAAUACUUCUUGCAUCAAUCAGUAACAAAUCUCAAAGAAAAACCACCGAAUCCAAAAGGAGAUCUCGUAUUUGGAGGUAUAAAAGCCAUGUCCAAAUACUUAAACAAUUUAUGUAACUGCGAUGUGUGUCGACCGAAAUCCAAAGGACUGAUGCACGACCUUUUGAUCAGCGCCGGCGACGACGACAAUUCUACCGACGACGACGAUACAAUACACUUUUGCAAUGCACGUCAAAAAAUCGUAACCGAUCCUGUUACUGCGGGAGCUGCGAAACAAUGGUUUGAUAUCCAAAGGCCGAAACUCCAUCUCCAACCGUUGGUGAUGAGGAACUACGAGACGAAAUUAAAAAAAAAAUCGGACAAGAACCAAGAUACUGACAUUGGUAGAUCGCGAGGGAAGAUAAAAGUAUUUCCCAGGAAAGGCGCACGAAAACAAAAGGUUGCUGAUACCGUUACGAAAUUGACCGCUAAAAAUGUAAACGAGUGUCAAAGCGAACUCGUUCAAAUACACGAAUUAGAUAUCAAGAUGAGCACCCUCCAAUUCAAAGGUGAAUCGCCCUACAAAUUACCUCCCCCGACUGUUCCAGAAGACGACUAUCUCUACAUCAAAUUCAACAAAGACUUCAACUUGGAAGGAUGCGAAGAGGGAAAACCAGUUGGACUAGCACUUUUUGGAGCUGGAAGAGCCGGUACAAUCCAUUUGCGUACGAUAGCGAAAAACGUACGAGUUAAAUUACAUUACAUAGUUGAGGACGUUCAAGAGAAAUGGGACAAACUGAAAAGAUAUUGGGAUCUACCGGACACGGUUUUUUUGACUAGCGUCGAAGCUGACAAGGUUUACAAAGACCUACGGGUUGAUGCUGUAGUAAUCGCUACACCGACCAAAUACCACGAAGGAAUUGUCUUAAAGGCACUGGAGCAUGGUAAAGCUGUAUUUUGUGAAAAACCUAUCGGCCUCACAGCCGAAGGAACAAAAAAGUGCUACGAAAAAGCCAAAAAAGUGGGAAAACCCCUGUUUGCCGCCUUCAAUAAGCGAUACGAUACGGCUUACGCAGCUGUAAAAAGGAGGGUUGAGCAGGGUGAAGUAGGACAUCUUAGGAUGUUUAAAGCUUCGGUUAAAGACAGCCAACUGGCACCCGUAUCGUACUUGAAAGGUUCAGGCGGAUUUUUCGUCGACAGUGUCAUUCACGAAUUGGACCUGAUGGUCUGGUUUGUGGGAGAAUAUCCGACAACUGUAUCGGCAAUAGGAAAAUCAAAUAUACCGGAAAUUGAAGAAAUUGGCGAUUACGACACCGUUGUCGCCACGUUCGGUUUCCCGAGCGGAGCUAUUGGAAUAAUCGACAAUUGCAGACAUUCUACUUUUGGAUACGAUCAAAGAAUAGAAGUAUUUGGAUCUAAAGGAAUGAUUAAGGUGGAUAAUGAACAUCCUUGCCAUUCUAUUGAGACCCUUGCCGGUUUGGAUGCAACAAAAAGAUCGCCGAUAUGGUACACAUUCCCGUCUAGAUACAGAAACGCGUAUAACAAUGAAAUGGAACAUUUCUUAAGCAUCUGUCAAGGUAUUGAUAAGGUGUUGAUUAGCGAAAGUGACGUGCUAGCAACCAGCAGGAUCGCCGGCGCCUGCACUGAAUCCGCAAGGACGGGAAAAAUUGUAACGUUGAAAUGGUAAAUGAAGAAAUUAGACAUAAGACGUUACAUUAUAAAAACAAAAAAAAAACACGAAAAGCAUUUAACACAAAUAGUUAUAAUAAAAUCGUUUCGAAUUAA